GAUUGACAGGACCCCGGGCCGGGCGCAGAGGGGAGCCCGGAGUACUGACCGACCGCCCGCCCGCCCCGUCCGUCCGUCCGUCCGUCCGUCCCGCAGCCUCUGUCCCGCAAACUUUGUGUCGGCCCCGGCGGCCGGGGCGGGGGAGGCGAGGGGUCGGAGCUCGGGGGCGGCCCGGCCCCGCUCCCCCCUCCUCCCCCCACCCGAUGCUCAGUCGCCGAACUCGCACCCGGACCCGCCGCAGGACUCGAACUCGGCCCCGGAGCCGCAGGGGGCCCCGCUGAGGAGCGGCCAUGGGGAGCUGCGUGGGGAGGCAGCGCCGGGACAGGCCGGCCGCCCCGGGACACCCCCGAAAGCGAGCAGGCCGCAACGAGCCCCUGAAGAAGGAGCGGCCCAAGUGGAAGAGCGACUACCCCAUGACUGGCGGGCAACUGCGCAGCAAGCGGGAUGAGUUCUGGGACACCGCGCCCGCCUUCGAGGGCCGCAAGGAGAUCUGGGAUGCUCUGAAGGCCGCUGCCUACGCCGUGGAGGCCAACGACCAUGAACUGGCCCAGGCCAUCCUGGAUGGGGCCAGCAUCACUCUGCCCCACGGCUCCCUGAGCGAGUGCUACGACGAGCUGGGGAACCGCUACCAGCUGCCCGUAUACUGCCUCGCCCCACCCGUCAACCUGCUCCUCGAGCGCGGCAGCGGCGGCGAAGGCGACGAGGACGGCGGGGAGCCCCCCGAGCCCGCCCCCGGCACCAGGCGAGAGUUCCCCCUCAAGGUGCGCCUGUCCACAGGCAAGGACCUCCGGCUGGACGCCAGCCUGGCCGACCCUGUCGGGCAGCUGAAGCGGCAGCUGCACGCGCGGGAGGGCAUCGAGCCGGCCUGGCAGCGCUGGUUCUUCUCGGGGAAGCUGCUGACCGACCGCACUCGGCUCCAGGACACCAAGAUCCAGAAGGACUUCGUCAUCCAGGUCAUCGUCAACCAGCCACCGCCGCCCCACGACUGAGGCGCCCCACCUUCCGGGGAGAAGAGGAGCGGGGGCCCCCACCCGGGAAGAUCCCUGGGAUCUCCCGGUCAGCCUCGACCCCGUCCAUCCCCCCGGCUCUGGGUGCUGACGGCCUCCCGGGGGGCUGGAGGUGUGGGGGACAACAGGACAGGGACACUAUUCCAGAUGGAGCUGGAUCUCCUGGCCAGGGGUUCCACGGGGCAGCGCUGCCAGCUGCCGGGCCCAGGGUGGGGUCUUUGCCGGUUUCCGGUUCUGCUGAAGCCGGCUGACCUUUCCCCUUUGGAUACCGCCAGCCCGGAUGCCCGUUAAGGGCUGUCGUGCACUCUGCUUCGAGGCUCGGUGGACCCCAGAUCUAUUAGCCCAGCAGCAGCUACAGUAGCCGGUUUCCCGUCAGGGUCCGGAACAAGCCGCCUUCACUGCCCGCAGUCACCCCGAGCCCCCGGCGGAGGGCCACGGGGACCAGGUGGGGGGACCGGGGAGGGCCUCCCCCUGGCGCCCGGCCCUUGGGCGCGGAGCGGGGCCGGGAGUGGUGCAGGGGGCUGGCUGGGGCGUUCCGGCAGGCUCCUGGAAAAACGCCUCUUCCCCUGCCCAGGGGCACGCUGGUGGGGGCCCCUUGGCCCCGUCGGGCCUCUUCCACGGUGGGGCCCUGGGCCCCAGAUCUUUGCCUAUUUAUCAAUAAAGCCUUUUGUUUCUCUGC
Messenger RNA from Ornithorhynchus anatinus (platypus), 1686 nucleotides. RefSeq names its product ubiquitin domain containing 1 (gene UBTD1). The coding region runs from base 291 to 989 and encodes 232 amino acids. The transcript has 3 exons. Gene Ontology annotation, molecular function: protein binding. Lineage: Eukaryota; Metazoa; Chordata; Mammalia; Monotremata; Ornithorhynchidae. The record is from RefSeq and is a predicted model, not a curated record.